Molecule: messenger RNA, 1914 nt
Organism: Australozyma saopauloensis
Lineage: Eukaryota; Fungi; Ascomycota; Pichiomycetes; Serinales; Metschnikowiaceae
Gene: TUP1
Product: chromatin-silencing transcriptional regulator
Exons: 1
Coding region: 1-1914 (637 amino acids)
Molecular function (GO): protein binding
Source: RefSeq, a predicted model, not a curated record
AUGUCUGUUUACGCCAACACCCAGCUGCAACAGGCCCAGGCCACGCAGCAGCAGCAGCAGAGACACCAGACGCACCAGCAGCGCCUAAACGAAUUGUUGGAGGCCGUCAAGCUGGAGUUCGACUACGCCUUGAACGAGGCCUCCACGUUCAACAAGGUCAAAGAAGACUACGACAUGAAAUGCAGCCAGCAGACCGCCGAGAUGCAGCAGAUACGCCAGACCGUCUACGAGUUGGAAAUGGCCCACCGCAAGAUCAAGGAGGCCUACGAGGAGGAGAUCUUGCGCUUGAAGACCGAGUUGGAGAGCAGAGACAGACAGGCCCAGCAGAAACAGGUCAAUGGCGCCCAGUACUCCUACAACUACCAGCCCCAGCAUAAGCAGCAGGCGGUCCAGGCGCCCCUUGAGAUCCAGCCCCCUCAAGCGCCCCAACAACAACAGCAACAACAACAACAGCAGCAGCAACAGCAGCCCUCACAGCCGCAAGUGGCUCAGCAGCAGCCUGCUCAACAGCCUCACCACAUUGUGCAGCCUCCACCGGUGCUCAAGCAAAACCAGCCAAAGCUGGAGGGUGCCAAGAAGUCGCCUGCUGUCGCUAAGGUGGAGCCUGUCGCUUCUUCUGACACUGUAGCUGCUGCCAAGGGCGCCGCCGAGCAGGGCUCUUUGAGCGUCAUUGACAAGUCUCAGUACAUGAUCAACCCUCAGGAGAAGAACUUGCAUGUGAAGGAGAUUCCUCCGUUCCUCGCGGAUUUAGACGUGAUGAAGGCUAACCCAGACUUCAAGAAGCAGACGCCCGAGUUCUACGUGUUGUUCAACCCUGCCCUCAAGCGUGAAUUGGAUGUGGACUUGAUGCAAUCCUUGGACCACUCCUCCGUCGUGUGCUGCGUCAAAUUUUCCAAGAAUGGUGAAUUCAUUGCCACAGGCUGUAACAAAACCACCCAGGUCUUCGACGUGAAAACAGGACAAUUGAUUGCAAAGUUGAUCGACGACAACAACCCCAACGCUACCAAGACAGAGGGCGACUCCUCUGAGGGCGCCGGCGAGAACGGCGCCGUUGCCGGAAACGCCAACAGCGGCUCUGUCGCCAACGCCAACGGCGACUUGUACAUUCGUUCGGUUUGCUUCUCUCCGGACGGAAAGUUGUUGGCCACCGGUGCUGAAGAUAAAUUGAUUAGAAUCUGGGACUUAUCCACGAAAAGAAUUAUAAAAAUCUUGAGAGGACACGAACAAGACAUCUAUUCCUUGGACUUUUUCCCAGAUGGCGAUCGUUUGGUAUCUGGCUCUGGAGACAGAACCGUCAGAAUUUGGGACUUGAGAUCAUCUCAAUGCUCCUUGACUCUCUCGAUCGAGGAUGGUGUCACCACAGUCGCUGUUUCUCCUAAUGGUAAGCUUAUUGCCGCUGGCUCUUUGGACAAGACUGUGCGCGUGUGGGACUCGUCCACUGGAUUCCUUGUAGAAAGAUUGGACUCCGGAAACGAGUCCGGUAACGGUCACCAGGAUUCUGUCUAUUCCGUCGCAUUCUCCACCAAUGGCCACCAAAUUGCAUCUGGUUCUUUGGAUAGAACCGUCAAGUUGUGGAACUUGGAGGGCAAGGCCGAUUCACGUCUGGCAGUAGCCAGCAACAACGGCCAAUCAUACGGCAAGAAGUCCAGCUGUGAGGUGACCUACGUCGGCCACAAGGACUUUGUUUUGAGUGUGUGUCUGACUCCAGACAGCGAGUACAUUUUGUCAGGCUCCAAGGACCGUGGUGUGAUCUUUUGGGACCAGCAGUCGGGAAUUCCAUUGUUGAUGUUGCAGGGUCAUCGCAACUCUGUCAUUUCCGUUGCUGUGUCGUUCAACUCCCUGGGAACGGAGGGUAUUUUUGCAACUGGGUCAGGAGACUGUAAGGCCAGAUUGUGGAGAUGGAGAAGAAAAUGA